This is a messenger RNA of Racocetra fulgida, 206 nucleotides long. Lineage: Eukaryota; Fungi; Glomeromycota; Glomeromycetes; Diversisporales; Gigasporaceae. The record is from the annotation of a GenBank genome assembly.
AAACUAUCGAAGAAAAUUCAAGUGCUAUUUUAGACUUUAAAAAGAAAGGAGGUCGCCCUAGAUUUGAACAUAUUUGGAAAAAUUUUAUUAAAAUUCUGAAGCCUAAUAAAAAACAUCCUGGUGCUAAAUGUAACUACUGUUCUAAAAAGUGGGAACGAGGUAAACCUGCACAAAUGGAAAUUCAUCUUGCACGACUUUGUACAAAG